CUGUCAGGGUCAUUCGGCCAUUUUCAUGGUUCUGUGUAAAAAAAUGAGGAUGGAUAAUUCCCGUCGUGUUUAUCGGAGUAAUGUGCGUAAAAUAGAGUCUGGUCGAUAUCGCAAUCCUCCGCCUUCAAAUCAUGCGUCAAAGUAUUGCGAUUCAAUAGUACAUGCAGCCCCAAAGCCUGAAAGCAUACCACUUCCUCCUGACGAAUGGAUGCCGUUCUGCUGUAGUCCAAGUGAUUUAACUGGAGUAACCCAACACCUAAGACUGCUACUUAGGAUACAAACUGCCUAGUUCAUUUUACUUUUCUCAUUUCCACAUGUAAAUACUUUUUGUCCUGUAUAUAUAUAUAUAUAAUAACCGCCCUUUUAAGGGCACCUAACUUCGGUUUUCUUAUUGCUGAAAUCAAUUUACCAGCAGUUAGUUGCGUAUAUUUCAUGUUGGCACUAGUUUGAGUUUUUGUUCAGUGGAGGGAAAAGGUGCCGUCCUGCGGAGAAAUGUGAAGGUAGCUCUGUUACUUCACUAAGGACAAAAUCCUCGUCAUAUUCCAAGAAUAUAUUUUUGUUUGGUAGAUUAUUUAGAUUGUGCCUGCUUUGUGCAUGUUUUAUUCAUAGACUUUCCG
Schistosoma margrebowiei is the source of this 617-nucleotide messenger RNA. NCBI's taxonomy places the organism in Eukaryota, Metazoa, Platyhelminthes, Trematoda, Strigeidida, Schistosomatidae. The record is from the annotation of a GenBank genome assembly.